Molecule: messenger RNA, 1473 nt
Organism: Archocentrus centrarchus (flier cichlid)
Lineage: Eukaryota; Metazoa; Chordata; Actinopteri; Cichliformes; Cichlidae
Exons: 8
Coding region: 1-1473 (490 amino acids)
Biological process (GO): cell surface receptor signaling pathway; immune response
Cellular component (GO): external side of plasma membrane
Molecular function (GO): transmembrane signaling receptor activity
Source: RefSeq, a predicted model, not a curated record
AUGACGAAGUGCUUUGAAAGGCUGGUCAAGGCUCAUAUUACAUCCAGCCUAUCUGCCACAUUUGAUCAUCUCCAGUUUGUGUACCGUCCCAAGCGCUCCACUGAUGAUGCCAUAGCAACAGCACUCCACCACAGCCCGACUCACCUGGAGAACAGAAACAGCUGCGUGCAGAUUCUACUCAUUGACUUCAGCUCCGCCUUCAACACUGUCAUUCCACAACACCUGGUAAACAAACUCAGUAGGUAUCAGCACCCCAGUUUGCAACUCACCACCAGCAGUCUCUCAGUCUGGUAUGGCAGCUGCUCUGUUGCUGACCAGAAGGUCCUACAGAGGGUGGUGAGAACAGCAGAGAAGAUCACCAGAUCAGCCCAACCCUCCAUCCAGGACCUAUACUCAUCCCGCUGCCAGAAAAGAGCCAUCAACAUCACCAAAGACCACACACACCCUUCACAGGAACUGUUUACCCUCCUACCAUCUGGUGUGUGUGUGCUGCUGCUGUCUGCACUGACUGUUUCUGCAGUCUCUCUGUCUGUCAGUCCAAACCUUCAGCAGUUCUUCAGAGGAUCUUCUUCAGUGUCUCUGAGUUGUGUUGAUGAUGGACAGACAAUUGAUGGAUGGACAGUGAAGAGGACCAGAGGACGACUCACUGAGGACUGUGGAGCAGCUACAGGCUUUGGGAGGGUUGAUGGUUCCUCCUGUGUUCUGGAUCUCUCCGUCUCCUCUGGUGGAAGUUACUUCUGUGAAAACUCUUCUGGACAGCAGAGCGAUGAAGUCUCCAUCAGUGUUUCAGCUGAUUCUCUGAUCCUGGAGAUCCCUGCACUUCCUGUGAGGACAGGAAGUGACAUCACCCUGCAUUGCAGACGUAAGGAUUUUCACACAGUCGCAGCUUAUUUCCGUUUUAAUGGAAGUGUUGUUGGAUCUGGACGUAAAUCAGAGCACACCAUCACUAACAUCCAGCAGUCUGAUGAAGGUCUCUACUCAUGUUCCACUGAUACAUUUGGAUUAUCUCCUCAGAGCUUUCUGAGGGUCAGAGCUCUUCCUCCUCAUGUACAGAGCACCACAGCCUGCACCUCUCCUGGUAUUUCUGCUCCUCCCUCUUCUCCCACAGCCCUCCCUCCUCCUCUUUUCUCCUCCUCCAUCAUUCCAGUUGUAGCAGGUCUGGUUUCUGUGGUUCUUCUGGUUCUGGUUGGAGUUCUGAUCUUCUACAGGAAACUAAAAGGAAGGAGUGACUCCUCCCCUCCUGUAGAUGUGACUUAUGCUGAAGUCACCACCAGGCAGAGAGGUCCUGCUGAGGUCACCUAUGGUCAGGUGGUCUUCAACAAUAAGAAGAAAGCUGGCAGGAGGACAGGUAACCAUGACAACCACUUCUGGAACGCAACCAUACCAAGGCCGGAACGGCUGCCCAGACUUCCCAAAUGUCAUGAUAAGCCAGGUAUCCCCAAGUCCAAUCAGGAGAAAUCCUGGUAUCAAUGA